Messenger RNA from Mesorhabditis belari, 4833 nucleotides. The record is from the annotation of a GenBank genome assembly. Lineage: Eukaryota; Metazoa; Nematoda; Chromadorea; Rhabditida; Rhabditidae.
AUGCGAAAGAAUCGUCUUCGCUUUUUCAUAUUCACCGUACUUUUGAUUUUUGAUGCUAAAUCACAACCAGCACAACAAUAUCCACAAGUUGAUCCACAUCAUUUUGGAGCUGAUGCUAAUCCUUGCUAUGAUCCAGCGACGUUAAGCCCGCAACGUUGUGUGCCAGAUUUCAUCAAUGCUGCUUUUCAGCGAGAAGUUCACGUGACAAAUACUUGCGGGGAGAAACAACCGACAAAAUUCUGCGUGCAAACGGGAAAUUCGCAGUUGAGAAGCGUUUGUGACACUUGUGAUGCUCGACAUCCGGCUUUCGCUCAUCCAGCUCGUUACCUUACCGAUUUUAACAAUGCCAAUAAUGCGACAUGGUGGCAAUCAGAGACGAUGAAAGAGGGAAUGCAAUAUCCAAACUCUGUCAAUCUUACGCUAAAUCUCGGAAAAACUUUUGACAUCACAUAUGUGCAUUUGAAAUUCGUCUCACCUCGCCCAGAAUCUUUCGUCGUUUACAAGAAAACGAAACCCGGUGAUGAUGAACCAUGGAUUCCCUGGCAAUAUUACAGCUCAUCUUGCCGUGCCACUUUUCAUGUCGCUGAAAAAGCUCCAAUUUUGCCUGGGAAUGAAGCAGUGGCUCAAUGUUCAAAAGAAUUUUCGGAUAUUUCACCGAUUACUGGAGGAAACAUUGCUUAUUCGACUUUAGAAGGCCGACCAUCAGCUCAUGCUUUUGAAGAUUCAAUCGUUUUACAGGAAUGGGUAACAGCAUCAGCAAUUCGUAUCCAAUUCGUUCGCAUGAACACUUUCGGUGACGAAGUUUUCGGAGAUCCGAUUGUUCUCAGCUCUUACCAUUACGCUAUCUCUGAUUUGGCUGUCGGUGGUCGAUGCAAGUGUAACGGACACGCGAGUGAAUGUGUGAAAUCGACUGGAGAAGGAGAGGCAUACAGAAUGGUCUGUCGUUGCGAGCAUAACACACAGGGAGCUGAUUGUGACGAAUGUCAACCAUUCUUCAACGAUCGCCCGUGGAAACCCGGCACGGCUCAAGAAGCUAACGAAUGUGUGGCCUGCAAUUGCACUGGUCUCUCGAAUCGAUGCUAUUAUGAUCAGGAUCUUUACGAGAAAACCGGGCACGGUGGGCAUUGCAUCGAUUGUCAAGGAACACGCAAGGUGUCCAUUGUGAGGAAUGUUUGCCUAAUCAUUGGCGAGAAGCGAAUCGAAAUUACUGUAUGGAUUGUCGGUGCAAUGAGCAAGGAUCAUUAUCAACUCAAUGCCAAUCCGAUGGAAAAUGCUUGUGCAAACCAGGAGUUGGUGGACAAUAUUGUGACCAAUGUUUACCAGGGUUCUACGAUUUUGGGCCAAACGGUUGCAAGAGCUGUGAAUGGUCGUCAAUGUAACAAGUGUAAACCCGGAUAUUUCGAUUUGUCGACUGAGAACAUGUUCGGUUGUUCACCGUGUUUCUGCUAUGGUCAUUCAUCGAUUUGUGCCUCAGCUGAUGGCUAUUAUGCGGUGAAUGUGAGCUCACAAUUUGAUGAAGGCAAAGAAUCGUGGGGAGCUUUAUCACAUCGUGGGCCGGUGGAUGCGCAAUGGGCUGAGAUCGAGAAAGCGGUAGCUGUGCAAGAUGUCGAUGGAUCGCCUGUCUAUUUCAAUGCUCCCGAGAUGUUCCUCGGUGAUCAGCGAGCCGCCUACAAUCAGGAUUUAGUCUUCCAUCUGCGCGUUUCCAAAGAUGGAGCAAGAGCAAGCACCAAAGACAUUCUCAUUGUCGGUUCUGAGGGUCAGGAGUUGUCAAUUCCAAUCUUCGCUCAAAAUAAUCCCUCUCCAACAACGAGCUUUCAAGAAUAUCGCUUCAAAAUUCAUGCUGAUAAUGUUUUCCAGUGGAAUCCUCGACUAAACGAGCUCGAGUUUAUCGGAAUUCUCUCAAAUGUAACAGCAUUGAAAAUUCGCGGAACUUACACCUACAAUGAUGUUGGUUUUUUGAACGAUUUAUAUCUGGGAUCUGCUGGUUUGGCGCCAAGUGAGUUGGAUCCACGAAAAGCGCAUUGGGUCGAGCAUUGCGAGUGUCAAGAUAGCUUUGUCGGUCAAUUCUGUGAAUCGUGUGCUCCCGGAUAUCGUCGUGAGCGUAAAUUUGGCGGACCAUUCGAUCGUUGCAUCAAAUGUGAUUGUCAUGGGCACUCGGAAAGUUGUGAGGCUGAAAGUGGUGCCUGUAUUUGCAAGCACAACACUGCUGGAGAUACUUGUGAGCGUUGUGCUCGUGGUUUUUAUGGUGAUGCGUUAAGGGGAACUGAAGAGGAUUGUCAGAAAUGCCCUUGUCCUGAGGAUGGUCCUUGUGUUUUACAUUCGGAUGGUGACGUUCUUUGCACCGAUUGUCCAACUGGAUACACUGGAAGAAGAUGCGAUGAGUGCUCAGAUGGUUUCUUUGGUAAUCCAAAGAUCGAGAUUGAAUGUAAAGAAUGCGAAUGCUCGGGUAACACCGAUCCAAACAGUAUUGGAAACUGUGACAAGAUCUCUGGAGAGUGCAAAAAGUGCAUCUACAACACAGACGGUUUUCACUGUGAAAAGUGCAAGGGUGGAUUCUGGGGUGAUGCGCUUAAAGUGCCCACGGGUGAUUGCAAGGCUUGUCGCUGUUUUGCUCCGGGCACAAUCCGUCCAUCAAACGAUUACACCGUUUUGGAGUGUCAGCAAAGUGAUGGGCAAUGUGACUGUCAACCGCACGUCAUCGGGCCACAAUGUGAUCAAUGCGAGCGUGGCUUCUUCAACAUCACUUCUGGAUCAGGUUGUGAUUCGUGUGAGUGUGAUCCACUUGGAUCCAUCGAUUCCACCUGUGAUGUCGUGAGUGGACAAUGCAAAUGUAAACCGGGAGUCACCGGAAGGAGAUGUGACGAGUGUGCGCCUUAUCACUUUGGUUUCUCAGCUGAUGGAUGUAAACCAUGUGAUUGUGAGCCGAUUGGAUCUGAAAGUGCACAAUGUGAUGUGAAAAAUGGUCAAUGCUUGUGCAAGGACAAUAUCGAGGGACGACGCUGUGAUCAGUGCUCAGAGAAUCGUUACAACUUGGAAGCCGGUUGUCUGCUUUGCGAUGAUUGCUACACUUUGAUUCAAUCACGAGUGAACAUUUUCCGAGAGAAAGUCAAGAAUCUGGACAAUACUCUAAAGGAGAUUAUCGAGAAUCCAGCACCAGUCGACGAUUCAGCUUUUGAUGAUAAAGUGAACGAGGUGGGCGCUCAAGUGACCGAAUUGACAAAUACGGUGAUGAAGAAAUUGGAAGCUGAUGACGCUCAAUUGGUCAAUCAAGUCUCUCAACUCAAAAAAGAUGUUGAAUCAGCGUUUGAGGGGAUAAAAAUGAUCGAUGGAGUGAUUGAUGGAGCAAAGGGGAAAACGGAAAGCACAGAGCAAGCGCUGAGAAGAGCAAAGAUUGUUAUGGAAAGUGCACGAAACGAGCUAGAGAACGCUUUGCAUUAUCUUGACGUUGAAGGAAGUGAGCAAUGGGAAAGAGCUAAGGAAGCGAGUCGAAAAUACGGUGAACAAUCAGCUCAAAUGUCACAAAUUGCACAGAAAACUCGUGAGGAAGCCGAUCGACAUGACAAGUUGAGUCUAGAAGUCGAAAAGCUAGCUGAAGAGGCUCUCGAAACGGCAAGGAAAGCUCAAAAAGAAGCACAAGAUGCUAUCUAUGGAGGUGAACAAAUCUCAAAGCAAAUUGAUGAGAUAAAGCAGAAACAGUCGGCAAUUAAUGGAUCGUUGACGAGGACUCGGGAAUUAGCUGAUCAACAGAGGAAAGAUGCUGCUGAAGCUAAUCAGAGAGCUGCUGAAGCCUUAACAACAGUUGAUGCAUUGAAGCCACCAAAUAUCGAUCCGAAAGAGCUCAAACUCGAAUCCGAGCGUAUCACUGAAGAGGCCAAGACGACACGGGCAAAUAUUGAUAAAGAAGUCGAAGGGAAUAAGGAAAUGAUGGAUGAUGCGGCUAGAGCACUGGCUGAAGCGAAUAACGAGUUGCAGAAUGCAAAGGAGCAGCAAAAGAUCUCUGACGAGCAAUUGGCUGAAGUCGAUGCAUCAAGAGCUAGAGCAACUGAAGCAAUUCAACAAGCUGAAUCAACACUGAAGGAAGCUGAAAGAACGUUGGCUACCUUGCAAGAAUUCAAUAAUAAAGUGGAAACAAGCAAGGCAUCGGCUGAGUCUGAAUUGGCAAAAAUCGGCGAUAUUCAAGCAGAAAUCGAGAAAGCUAAGGAGAAAACAAUGGAAGCCGAAAAAGCGAUUGGAUCAGCAGCACAAGAUGCUCAAAGGGCUAAGGAUCUUGCUGCAAAAUCUGGAGACGAUGCAGCAUCUGUUGGAAAACAAGCUGAUCAGCUCUUCGAAGCGACAACGAAAACAAGAGAAUCGGCAAAAACAUUGAAAGAAGAUGUGGAAAGUUUAACUUCCGAGUUGUUAACGACACAAGAAGAGAUUACAACCUACAGGAAUCAAGCGGAAACUGACAAGCAAAUGACUGGAGAGGCUGUUCGAAAAGCUUCUUUGGCUGAGAUGGACGCUCGAACGGCCAACACGACAAUCACCGAGGAAAGCGAUCAAAUCAAGAAGAUUAUCGACAAAUUGAAUGCUCUCGAGAAUGUGAACAACGCUGAGUUGGAUGAGUUGGAGAGACAACUCAAUGACAUCGAUGCGAUGCUUAAAAAAGCCGAUCUAGCAAAUCAGAUUCCCGCUCAAAAAACGGGAAAACUCGAGGAAGAGCGCAAGAUCUCGCAGAUCAAAAUCGACAUUGAUACGUUGACAAAAGAGGUGGCAAAUCUGGAACAAAUCCGUUCCGCGUUGCCAAAUCGUUGCUUCAACCGGGUGGCGCUAGAGCAAGAGGGACAAAAGAAA